Molecule: messenger RNA, 2767 nt
Organism: Hyaena hyaena (striped hyena)
Lineage: Eukaryota; Metazoa; Chordata; Mammalia; Carnivora; Hyaenidae
Gene: DAGLB
Product: diacylglycerol lipase beta
Exons: 15
Coding region: 84-2099 (671 amino acids)
Biological process (GO): lipid metabolic process
Source: RefSeq, a predicted model, not a curated record
CGUUGGUUCCGGAGGGCGCGGGGCUUCUAGUGGCCACCGGCGCGAGGAGUGCUGGCCCGAGGCGGGGCAGCAGGGCCUCCGCCAUGCCCGGGAUGGUGCUCUUCGGUCGGCGCUGGGCCAUCGCCAGCGACGACCUGGUCUUCCCGGGGUUCUUCGAGCUGUCCUUGCGAGUGGUGUGGUGGAUUGGCAUUUUGACUUUGUACCUCCUGCACAGAGGCAAGCUGGACUGUGCCGGCGGGGCCCUGCUCAGCAGUUACAUGAUUGUCCUCCUCGUUCUUCUAGCAGUUAUUAUAUGUACCCUGUCAGCCAUCGUAUGUGUCAGCAUGAAAGGAACCAUUUGUAAUCCUGGUCCCCGGAAGUCUAUGCCUAAGCUGCUUUAUAUCCGCCUGGCGCUCUUUCUGCCAGAGAUGGUCUGGGCUUCGCUGGGGGCUGCCUGGAUAACAGAUGACAUUCAGUGCGACAGGACCGUUGUGAACGGCAUCAUUGCCACCGUCAUUGUCAGCUGGAUCAUCAUCGUCUCCACUGUGGUUACCAUUAUCAUCGUCUUUGACCCGCUGGGGGGGAAGAUGGCCCCAUACUCUUCCGCUGGCCCCGGCCACCUGGAUAGUCCCGAGUCGAGCCAGCUACUUAACGGCCUCAGGACGGCAGCUGCCAGCGUGUGGGAGACCAGGGUCAAGUUGCUGUGCUGCUGCAUCGGGAAAGACGACCAUACUCGGGUUGCUUUUUCGAGUACGGCAGAGCUUUUCUCAACCUACUUUUCAGACACAGACCUGGUGCCCAGCGACAUUGCAGCAGGCCUCACCCUUCUCCAUCAGCAGCAGGACAGUAUCAGGAACAGCCAGGAGCCUGACGAGGUCGUCACCCAUUCCCCGGGGCUCCCCCAGGAAGCUGAUUUAGAUGCAGAGUUAGAAAAUUGCCAUCAUUACAUGCAGUUUGCAGCCGCUGCCUACGGGUGGCCCCUGUACAUUUACCGAAACCCCUUCACAGGACUGUGCAAGAUCGGUGGUGACUGUUGUAGAACCAGGACAGCAGAAUAUGACUUGGUUGGAGGUGAUCAGCUCAGCUGUCAUUUUGGCUCCAUCCUGCAGACAACAGGGCUGCAGUACAGGGACUUCAUUCACAUAAGCUUUCAUGACAAGGUCUAUGAGCUUCCCUUUAUAGUGGCUCUGGACCACAGGAAGGAGUCUGUCGUGGUGGCCGUGAGAGGAACCAUGUCUCUUCAGGACAUCCUCACAGACCUGUCAGCGGAGAGCGAGAGCCUGAACUUGGAGUGCGGGGUGCAAGAGUGUUCGGCGCACAAGGGCAUUUCUCAGGCCGCCAGAUACGUGUACCAGCGCCUUGUCAACGAUGGGAUCCUGAGCCAGGCGUUUAGCAUCGCACCGGAGUACCGGCUGGUGGUGGUGGGACACAGCCUGGGUGCCGGCGCCGCAGCCCUGCUGGCCAUCAUGCUCAGGAGCUCGUACCCCCAGGUCCGAUGCUUCGCCUUCUCCCCGCCCAGGGGGCUGCUCAGCAAAUCCCUUUAUGAAUACUCUAAGACCUUCAUUGUGUCUCUUGUGCUAGGCAAGGAUGUCAUCCCCAGGUUAAGUGUGACCAACUUGGAAGAUUUGAAGAAGAGAAUCUUGCGAGUGAUUGCGCACUGUAACAAGCCCAAGUACAAGAUCCUGCUGCGCGGGUGCCGGUAUGAGCUGUUCGGAGGAAACCCGGACAAUUUUCCGACGGAGCUGGACGGGGGCGCCCAGGGACACCUGACGCAGCCGCUUCUGGGGGAGCAGAGCCUGCUGACGCACGGGUCCCCAACGUACAGCUUCUCCAGCGACUCCCCCUUGGAGUCCCCCACCAAGUACCCCCCACUCUACCCUCCAGGCAGGAUCAUCCACCUGGAGGAAGAAGGCACCUCAGGGAGGUUUUGCCGCGCCGCUGCUCAGUAUAGCGCAAGGUGGGCACAUGAGUCACAGUUCAGCAAGAUCCUCAUCGGCCCAAAGAUGUUGACAGACCACAUGCCCGACGUCCUGGUGAAAGCCUUGGACAGCGUGGUGUCUGACAGGGCUGCCUACGUCUUCUGUCCCCCUGGAGGCGGCUCUAAUGUGGACAUGGUGUGAUGAGAGCCGCCGCUUACGUUUCUUCUUCCGCGGACAGUCGCAGAGUAGGUUCGGGAGGCCAGUACCUUGGAUGCCCGCCGAUAGGAAUUCGACAGGUACUGGACUUGGUGGUCUUCAUCUUCACUCAGGUGAAUCCCUGAGUAAUUUGGGAAAUCACUUUGGUCACUUUGAUCACAGUAUUAGCAAGAUCAGGUGUCAGGAGAGAACAUGGAGAUGACGGGACUAGUGUAGGAAGCUUCAGGAAGCUCCAGGGCAGUUCCCUGCUGCUCUCAGAACUGUCCCAGCAAACAGUGUGGUCCAUGGCCGGGUUUGAGGCCCGAAUAGAUCUGUGGACUCUCGCCCCGCGCCCCACCUUUCUCCACUGCGAGCUCUCGUCUUAACACUGUUUAGGGGUCUGAACCCAGCAUACAGACAUGCAGUUUAUUUUGCAAACUGGAUUGUCCUGCUACACAGACUUCGCGCUUCAUUGUGAGGGUGCAGAUGGGUUUUCUUCCGGGUGGGCCUACGCGCCAGUGCCGAGGUUGGGCUGGGAGAUGGGGGCGCCUGCUCUUCAGUGCUCCGGCCUCCCUAACAUCAUGCCGACUGCUUCGUGUGCACGUAUCAUUCUGGCUUUUGGAGGUCAGCUAGGAGGCUCCGAGGGAGUUUCUAAUAAAGCACUUACACAUGUC